AGAAGAAGAGGAAGAGGAAGAAGAAGAAGAAGAAGAAGAAGAGGAAGAAGAAGAAGAAGAAGAAGAGUUGAUCUCAUUGCACCAAGAGGAAGAAUGAAGGACACUUCUCUCCUGCUCCUGCUGAGCUCCCUGUUCUGCUGCUCAACAAACGCAGCUCGUCUGACGGUGACUCCCAGCAGCUCUCAGGUAUUUGAAGAUGAACCUGUCUCUCUGAGAUGUGAGGACGCCUCUGAUGGAUGGACUGUGAUGAGAAACACGGGCAAUAAGAACAGAGCUGAGUGUGGAGUCGACUGGGGAAGAUCUGCUGGUUCCUCCUGUAACAUCAGCUCCAUGGACCCUACGGACAGUGGAGUGUACUGGUGUGAGUCCACUGAGGGAUCCACCAGUAACACCAUCACCAUCACCGUCUCUGGUGGAUCAGUGAUCCUGCAGAGUCCUGUCCUCCCUGUGAUGGAGGGAGAUGACGUCACUCUGACCUGUAGAACAAAGAUGGCCGACAACCUCCUCGCUGAUUUCUACAAAGAUGGCGUCUUCAUCAGGACUGAGUCUGAUGGUCACAUGACCCUCCACUAUGUUAACAGGUCUGAUGAAGGCCUCUACAAGUGUAGAGUCCAGAAUGAAGGAGAGUCUCCAAAGAGCCGGCUGUCUGUCUCAGAAAAACCUCCUACAACCAUGGACCCGCCCACUUCCUCUCCUCCACCUCCACCCUCCUGCCUUCCCCCACCUUGUGUUCAGGGUGAUCUGCCACCUGGUGGUUCUGUACCUGCAAUCUUCCACUUUCCUCAUGGUGUCUUUAUAUCGACAGAGGGCCAGAGGAAGUGACCCGUCUGUCUCCGUUGUGAUGACUCCGCCCACCCACGCUGAGCAGGGAUUGGACGAUGACUACGAUGAUGUCAUGUCUGCUGUCACCACGGAGCAUCAGUUCUGAAACAGUGGAGGACCCAGAACGCUUCCCUGAGGAACGCCAUGUUUUGAACUCAGUGUAAUUACAUUCAAUCAUGUAUUGACUGAUAUCGUGCACAUGCAAUAUUAUUCCCUUUAUUUCUGAAGCAGUGGUCUAUUAGCAUUAGCAGCUAAUGCUCAGUACAAAGUAGAUAUGCAGAUACAAAGAAAACAUAUACUAAAGUUAAACAAUUAGAAAGUUGUAAUUUUGGCCAUUUUCUUUCAGAUUUCAGGAAAAUCUACUAAACUUUUAAAAUCAUUGAAUUCAUUCAGGAUUUAUCUCAAAAAUCUCCUAAAGCUUUUCACAAACAUUACAACAGUGAUGUAUGUAUUAAAUGUACAUCACCAUAUGUAGAAGUUGGAACAUUGUUUAUUUUGAUAGAAAUCUUGUAGAAAAUCAUCUCCAGGAUCUUUAUUGACUUAUUGAGGAGUGGAAGGUGAGUCUAGUUUACAGUUACAUUAAAUAACUCUGCGUAUAAACUCUUAUUCAUUAUCUGUUCACCAGACUCCGUUAGAAACCCUGUUUUUUAAAACUUACAUCCUCAAAAUGAUUUGCAGGUCUUCUGGGACGGGUCUGCUUUCUGUCUCAGAACUAAACCUGGAGAAGUUCAGUUAUUCAUCUCCAAAUAUCUGGAUCAAACCCCCAGAAACCUGCAGGUCCUUUUAAAUCCAGACUGAAGACUUCCCUGUUUGCUUUGAACUGAACUAUUCUUAUCUCACGAUGCACAGUAACUGUUAUUCAUGUGUUGUAUACCUGAGUUAUUCUAUAUCAGCUAGUUUCAUGGUUAUUUGAGUCCCUCUGCUUUUGAAUGAUCUGCUGCAUUAUUUCUUAAUGUCUUUCAGUUGUGUAACGCACUUUGAAUCGCCUCGUGUUGAAGAAGCUUUA
Molecule: messenger RNA, 1828 nt
Organism: Trematomus bernacchii (emerald rockcod)
Lineage: Eukaryota; Metazoa; Chordata; Actinopteri; Perciformes; Nototheniidae
Product: Fc receptor-like A
Exons: 6
Coding region: 94-822 (242 amino acids)
Biological process (GO): cell surface receptor signaling pathway
Molecular function (GO): transmembrane signaling receptor activity
Source: RefSeq, a predicted model, not a curated record